AUGAAGCAAUUCCUUUCCGUGUUUGCCGUGGGCGCUGCGCUGGCGCAGACCGCCUCGGCUCACUACAUCUUCAGCAAGCUGGUGAUCAAUGGUGAAGCAUCGAGUGACUGGCAGUAUAUCCGUCAGACUACUCGAAGCAAGAACUACAUGCCCACCAAGUUUACGAAUACUUUCGACAAUCUGACGCCCAAUGACCCCGAUUUCCGCUGUAAUUUGGGCUCUUUCUCGAAUGCUGCCAAAACUGAGGUCGCUGAGGUCGCAGCUGGCGACACAAUUGCCAUGAAGCUGUUUUACGAUACUUCUAUCGCGCAUCCUGGACCCGGCCAAGUCUUCAUGUCUAAGGCACCCUCCGGCAACGUUCAGGAGUAUGAAGGUGACGGCGAAUGGUUCAAGAUUUGGGAAAAGACCCUUUGCAACGAACAAGGGGACCUUACCAAGGACGCCUGGUGUACCUAUGGUAUGUCAGAACUCGAGUUCCAGAUUCCUGCCAACACUCCGGCUGGCGAGUACCUCGUUCGUGCUGAGCACAUUGGUCUCCAUGGUGCGCAAGCCAAUGAGGCAGAAUUCUUUUACAGCUGUGCUCAAGUCAAGGUCACUGGCUCCGGCAACGGCUCCCCGAGCUUGACUUAUAAGAUCCCUGGACUUUACGAUGAUUCUAUGAAGCUCUUCAAUGGCCUGAACCUUUGGGUCAACACGGCCGAUGAAAUUGAGGUUGACAUUUCGAACACACCUAUCGGUGAUGAUGUUUGGAACGGCAGUGGAUCUUCCACAUCCACUUCGAGCUCCGCCGCUCCCUCUACAGCUAACAGCUCGAUCAAAUCCAGCUGCAGCCUCUAG
Molecule: messenger RNA, 837 nt
Organism: Penicillium soppii
Lineage: Eukaryota; Fungi; Ascomycota; Eurotiomycetes; Eurotiales; Aspergillaceae
Product: lytic polysaccharide monooxygenase auxiliary activity family 9 protein
Exons: 3
Coding region: 1-837 (278 amino acids)
Source: RefSeq, a predicted model, not a curated record